ACCUGCCUGGUUCAACAGGUCAGAAUAGAGUUAAUUCUGGCAGGAAUAUGCAAAGACAAGGCUAUUUGAGUGAAUGCCACGUCUGAUGUGGCUAACGGUCUUUCCAAGCCCCGGUCCGUUCUGCCUUCUUCGAGAUCUACAUUACAGUCUUUCCACCACAUGUUCCAUGAACAUUGAAGCUUGUCAAAAAUUGCUUUCUUCAAGUUGGAGACGAUCGUCUCCGAAUAAAUUCUUUUGUCUACUUCGUUAGCAUGCGUGCUAUUGAGAAACUCCUGCGAUCAUUCAAGCAGGCUUUCUAAUACCUCCACUAUGGCACCAUAUGUUGAGGCCAGCUCUUUGUCAGAGAUAACUCAACUUGCGGGGAAUCCUCCUAAGUAUCCUCGAAACCCCAUGGAAACCAAGAGACAACCUCUCACUCUAUACAUUGCUCGAGUCCCAGGUAGUAGAGAUAUCAUUCUUACAACGCUCAAGCCACAACUCAAGAACGUAACUGCGGAAGAUGUCUCUGCUUCUCUCUACUAUCUCCAUCUAAACACGGAAGAUGACAUUCGAUUCCUACAGGACGAUGAAGGAGCAGGUAUCAUAACAGAGGAACCUGAACCUGUUCUAGAAAAACCAUUACCAAGGAAACCUCUUCCUGAAACUGCUAGAUCAUCAUUAGAGCUCAAUCGCUCUGCAAAUACUGGAGCUGCCCCAAGUCCCUCAGCAUCUAUGCCAAGACGGAAGCCCGUUACGUCUAUAGCUUCCUUCACUGAAGGGCGUCAGCAAAGUUCAAAUUCAGACGUAACAAUACCUAGACGCCCACUCGGACCAAGGCCUUUUGGUACAGAAGUCCCCGUCGCUAAGAGUGUCCUACCGGGCGUCGAAAAUGUUCGACCAGAUUCUCGAAGUAGACGUCAAGAUGCCAGCCUUGAAGAAACAACCGGUCGCGUUGGGAAUCAGAGUUUCAGUUCCGUGGAUCACAUGGUUGACGAAAUGAAUCCUAACGCAUUCUCAAUAACUGUGAUUCGUCGAGAUCCAUCUUCUGGUGCUCAAUGGAACGUUGGAACCAUCUAUGGUCAACCUGUUCCGGGCGAAGCACAGCAUCGGCGAAGCAAAGGCUCCAAAAAGCCAUAUUUUGAUAUGUCUAUCCAGCUGACUACGCCUGGUUACAGCCAGUUCCGGAAUGUAUCAGCCACUGGAAAUAGUGCAGACGGUAUGACGGAGGUGUCUUCACCCGUCGGAGUCAGCCCCAGAGCCGACAUCUCACCAGUACAACCAAGAUCUGGUUCAGGAUUCAACCGACACCUCCGCAUGGAAGGAUCUAGCUUUUGGGAACGUUCCUCGAUGCACAAGAGAGCGCAAUCGGACUUCUCUGGGGAACGUGCAGUUCCACGUGGGAAGGACAUGAGUUUAGAUGCGACUACUUUUGGAGCGUUGAAUGUCUCCAGCAAUGAUAGCAUGUCAACAGGAGCCGUCGAUUCUCGCUCUAAAGGCUACAUCUUCGAAAGUCCAUGGGGAGGUUGCUGUAAAUUUUCCACUGGAAGUGGAGGUCGAACUCUCAAGUGUAAACAUAGUCUUCCAGCGCCAAUUUCGGCAAAGACAGCUGGUGACUUCACAUCUGCGCCACAACCGCCAUCGAUUGUGAGUGAAUUGAGGUUCAACCUUCCCUCGUCAGGCAUUUUCACGCCUUCUACAGCCUCGGAUACUACUACGAAGAGAUCUAGCAUUGAUUCUGGACGCUUCAAUAUCUCAAAACUUGGUCACAUGCGCAACAAACUGUCUCCGGACAAGAUCCGGCCACCAGCUCCUCCUCCUCGGCCAACACUUCCGCCUCGACCACAUCCAACCUCUUACGCAGCCAUGUACCCAAGCGACGAUGAGGAUCGACCGCCACUUCCGCCUAGAACACUAGCGACGUCACAUUUAAGACCUGGAUAUCAACAAGCGAACUCAUUUCUCUCAACUGAUACGACUCAAUUUGAACCCGAUUUGAGCUAUUCAGACGAAGCAGAUGAUGGCGAUCGUCUGGAUCUUAGCAUAGGUCGGGAGAAGGCAGGUGGAGGUAAUCGUGGAAAGCGUGCGAAGCUGGGCAAAUUGAUCGUACAUGAUGAAGGCUUCAAGAUGCUGGAUUUGGCAGUCGCUGCUAAUAUGGGGAUCUGGUGGAGCGUAUGGGAAUCUGAAAAUCAAUAGGUCUACGAAUCUUCUCGAAGGGGUCUCCCUCCACUUCCCACUCCUGAAGCCUUACCAAGCGGCUUCAAUAUCCAAUAUUUGUUUCAAGCUGAACAUUGGUCAGAAGCAUCUAAAUAUUGACAGCAAGAAUUCUUGUCAGCCACUGCAGCUUGAGAACAAUCUUCUGCCGCCACAAUCUGAUAUUUAGUUGACACUUGCGACCUAAGAAAUACAGCGAGAAUUUGAUUCCAAAUUUUCGUUUUUACCUAGGCAUCUGGACUUCACAUCCUCCUCGGCUUCACCAGACUUCAGCUCUGUCAUGUCACACAUUGUGAUAUACAGAUGGUGCUCCAGCGGCCUUUGCCUGUCAUCAGCAGGAUUAGAACUUUGGAUUCCAAGCGAGAUCAUGACCAAAAUGGAAUUAGGAUCGUCGAUUCACGUUGAGAAUUGCGAUGAGCAUCAAAAUGGCAUUUGUUGAGGAGCUCGAUAGUAG
Molecule: messenger RNA, 2644 nt
Organism: Mollisia scopiformis
Lineage: Eukaryota; Fungi; Ascomycota; Leotiomycetes; Helotiales; Mollisiaceae
Exons: 2
Coding region: 310-2172 (620 amino acids)
Source: RefSeq, a predicted model, not a curated record